AUGGAGAGCCAAGAGACAACGCGCCUAUUGUCCCCUCACGAUGACAAUACCUCUCGGAGAGCUACCUCCUACGCUCGAAGCGUCCUAUGUGUUAUUGCCAUACUCUUGGGUGCGUUUCUGGCCUCGGCGGACGAAUCUAUGAUGGUAUCCAUGUACAGCAUCGUCGGCUCCGAUCUCCGCAGCUUGCAAGAGGCAUCCUGGCUGCUGAUCAGCUACAACCUGGGCUACUCGAUAGCACUUCCAAUUUGUGGCAAGUUUGCCCAGAUCUACGGCCGCAAGCAUCCAUUGCUCGUUAUGUAUGCAUUGUUCGCCAUUGGCAAUCUCUGGGUUGGACUUUCUGGAUCCCUCUGGGUUGCGGUCGCCGGCCGAUUCGUCACCGGCCUUGGAGGCGCAGGCCUGAUUGGAAUCGUGUCAGUCAUCAUUACCGUCACGAACCUGGUUCCUUUUCAAAUCUACAGCCGGGCAGCCAGCAACACCGUAGCAGCGCUGCACAUGCUCCCUAAUACCUUUGGAAUCGCCGUCGGGGGUCUCAUUUCCGGCAUGAUGUUCACCAGAUAUCCUCGCUACAAACUACCCACCCUCAUCUUCGCCCCUGUCGGCAUUGCUGCAUACCUGGGCAUUGCACUGCGCUGGACUCAGAGCCCAGACGACAACAGUGGCGUCAGUGAGCUUCAGCGCCACCCCUCUGGGCUCUUAUUCCUCUUUGCACUCGGCAUAUCCUUCGGCUGGACGAUGUCGGCCCAGUUUGCCGGCAUGGCCCGUUCGACGCCACGGCGCUUCUCGGCUGAGGGAGUCACGGCUUACUAUCUCGCACAGCAGGUCGGCUGCGUUAUUGGGACCAAUACGGCUGCCAAACUCCUGCGGAACGUGUUUAAAGAGAAGCUUCAAAAUUCUCUACCUUCUGGGCGCGUGGAGGAUCCAGGGUGGAACAGGAAUGAGAUCAUCGAGGAGAUCAUCAAAGACGCAAGAUUCUACCAAGAGCUUCCAAAAAGCAUCAGCCUCAUUGUUCGCAAGUCGUAUCUUUCUGCGUUCCGAUACAUCCCGCUGCUUUCGAUUUGUGCUCAUGCCGCAGCGAUCUUCGUACAGCUUCUACUACCCGAGACCUAUGGUUACGAGUAA
Molecule: messenger RNA, 1119 nt
Organism: Lasiodiplodia theobromae
Lineage: Eukaryota; Fungi; Ascomycota; Dothideomycetes; Botryosphaeriales; Botryosphaeriaceae
Product: MFS transporter
Exons: 8
Coding region: 1-1119 (372 amino acids)
Biological process (GO): transmembrane transport; basic amino acid transport
Cellular component (GO): fungal-type vacuole membrane
Molecular function (GO): basic amino acid transmembrane transporter activity
Source: RefSeq, a predicted model, not a curated record